This is a messenger RNA of Aricia agestis (brown argus), 1007 nucleotides long. RefSeq names its product RNA-binding protein with serine-rich domain 1-A-like. Gene Ontology annotation, biological process: mRNA splicing, via spliceosome. Gene Ontology annotation, molecular function: RNA binding. Gene Ontology annotation, cellular component: cytoplasm; nucleoplasm; ASAP complex. The transcript is spliced from 7 exons. NCBI's taxonomy places the organism in Eukaryota, Metazoa, Arthropoda, Insecta, Lepidoptera, Lycaenidae. The coding region runs from base 126 to 1007 and encodes 293 amino acids. The record is from RefSeq and is a predicted model, not a curated record.
CAAACAUGGCCGUCUGUCAUUGUUGUUAUAUUGUCUGUGUGAUUUAAUUUUCAGAAGAGUGCGGCAUUUUCUAGUGAAUAAAAUAUUGAUAAAUAUAGCAUUUUAUAGGAAGAACUUUACAAAAUAUGGCGCGGAAUAAAUCUCCUUCGGCAGCCUCCGAAAAAGAUAAAAAGAAGCAAAAAGAAAAGAAGAAAAAGGGAGAUUCAGGAUCUAGUAGUAGCGAUAGCAGCGGCAGUUCAUCGGAUAGCAGUUCUUCGAGAUCGUCGUCCAGGUCAUCGUCGAGCAGUUCCGGCAGUUCCUCCCGAUCGUCAUCCAGUUCCAGUUCAUCGAGCAGCAGCAGCAGUAACAAUGACCGUUCCAGGCCAAAGAAGAAAACAUCUCCCCACAAAAGCCCAGUAAAAGAUCGCCGCGAGCCAGAAAGAGAUAAAGCGAAAGACAGGUCACCACUAGGAGACAAGAAGAAAUUAAACACAGUCUCAACUAAUGACAAAUUAAAAUCUAAGGAUAAGCAUGAGAGAUCACCUGGUAGAAAGAAGCGAGAGCGCUCACCACCUCCUCGUCCCACAAGAAUACACAUUGGGCGACUUUCCCUAAAUGUUAACAGAGACCAUAUUCACGAAAUAUUUUCCACUUACGGAAAUGUGAAAGCUGUGGAGUUUCCCAUGGACAGAUUCCACCCUCAUAACGGCCGCGGGUAUGCUUAUGUGGAGUUCAGUAAUGCGGAUGAAGCAGAAAAUGCCAUGAAGCACAUGGAUGGAGGACAAAUCGACGGUCAGGAGAUAACGGCGGCGCCGGUGCUGGUGCCGUCCCGCCCGCGCCGGCCGUCGCCGCGCCCGCCGCCGCCGCGACACGUGCCGCCCAGAAGACACUCGCCGCCACGGUACAGGCGGCGCUCCCCGCCCCCGCGCCGCCGCUCGCCGCCCCGCCGGCGCCGCACGCGCUCGCGCUCCCCGCGCCCCGCCCCGCGCCGCCGCCGCUCCAGGUCCUCCUCCUCCUCCUCCCGGUAG